Molecule: messenger RNA, 6391 nt
Organism: Sipha flava (yellow sugarcane aphid)
Lineage: Eukaryota; Metazoa; Arthropoda; Insecta; Hemiptera; Aphididae
Gene: Fhos
Product: FH1/FH2 domain-containing protein 3
Exons: 23
Coding region: 243-6137 (1964 amino acids)
Biological process (GO): cortical actin cytoskeleton organization; actin filament network formation
Cellular component (GO): cytoskeleton; cytoplasm
Molecular function (GO): actin filament binding
Source: RefSeq, a predicted model, not a curated record
UUUUACAUAAUAACUAUAUAAGUUCCACGAGUUCUACAUAUGUCUAAUUUUCGUGUUUUUAAAUCGCAUUUGGCUUCAAGUUCGCACUAGGCACUUUGAGUUGAAUAUAAAAAUAACCAUUACGGGAUCAGUGGACGUGUAGUUGGCCCGCAUUCAAUACUCCGGUGCACAUUGCGUUGUUGACAUUUUAUAUCCAGCAGUCGAACUGUAGUUAUACGUCUUGAUAAUAUGCGAAUGUAAGCAUGACUUCUUCAUACAGAAACUCAAGACCACCAUGGAGGUCUCCAAAUCAGAAUUACACGCCAGCUCCAGAACGUCCUUCCACUUUAAAUACAAAUUCAAACCGUUUUUUAAGUGGAACUUCAUACAGAGCUCUCACAGGAAAUUCGGCACUUCCAAAUCGUACUUACGGCGAUUCAAGUUCGGUGACUACACUUAAAGACAAAUUUUCUUCUAUAGCGAGGGACAAAGCUGUCUUAGCUGAUAAAAGGCUGAGAGUAGCAUCAUCGGGUUUUGGAAACAAAUCUACUUUGAGAACAGGAAGUACUAGCCGUUUUGGUGCACCAAUCGUUCGAAGUCCGAUCAAGGAGCAGUCUGUAACAGUUUUUGGGGUAUGUAAUGUACCGGAUAUUGAGACGGAAAAAACUCCCGUUGACAUCAUGGUAUCAGUUAUUACUCGUGGUACGUCACCUACACCCCCGGCUCAUAGUACAUUCCUUCGAAGUAAACAUGCUGGACAACAAGAAUUUAUCAUGUCAACAGUACCACGAAAAUAUGAAAAAGGAAUGGAUGUCAAUGUACAAACUGAUGAAAGAUUCCUUCGUAACAUGCCAAGUUUUAAAGCAAUAUCUUCAAUUCCUGUAGCUAGGUAUGUCGGCAAUAGAUCAGGUUAUAAUUAUUAUAAGUCUAAAGAUUCUGGAUCAACUAGUGAUAAUUCAGGUCAUGAACAAGAUUCGUAUCUUUCCGAUUCCUCAAGUCAUAGUAAAAGUCGUUCAAGUGGGACAGAGACAUCGAAACUACCACAACCAAAUUGGACUAGAAAUAGAUCUUUAGAAAAAAAUCGAGAAGAAUCUGGUAUCAGCCGUUCUCCGUCACUUUCCAGCACGGCAGAGGAAAAGCCGCCAACAGGUCGAAAAAUCGAAGAACCAAAAUUAGUUACAGUUAGAAGUAUUACGCCAGUCACUUCUGGUAUUGCAAUCAUAUCAGAAACACCGAGACCACAAUAUCCAAUAAGAAAAAUUGAUUCUUCUGAUCAGGCCUGGUGGUUAGAAGAUUCUGAACAGAAAGAAAAUACUUACGUAGAACCAACAUUAAAUACAAAUACUGGUAUAGAUUUUGAUUUAAAUAUGAACAAUACUUUGGGUAGUAAAAUCCCUUCCUAUAGUCUAAGAAAAAUGGAUUCUUCAGACAGAAAUCGAUGGUUACAAGAAGCUGGACAAGCAAAUCAUAACGAAGGGUCAUUAUCAGGUACAGAAAGUACUUCUCGUUCAGAAUCAACAAUGAGUAAUUCUACAUCAAAUAAAAAUCAUGCAUAUAGUAUUAGAAAAAUGGAUUCUUCUGAUAGAAAUGCAUGGUUACAAGAAGCAGCCCAAGAAGAUAAUAUAAAUGAAAAUUCGAAAUCAAGUACUAAUAGCAAUUCUGAAUCUAUUAAAAGUAACACACUAUCAAAUAUUAGUCCGACACAUGAUAUAAAAAGAUCAAAAUCAAUCAAUAGAAAUCUAUACCAACAAAAUGGUGAAAAACCAGAAUUAAAUAUUCAAAAUUCAAUCUCAUAUGUUGAUAGUGUUUCAAAUAUAGAUUCAUAUACUGAUAAUUCUUUAUCAACUAAAAAUCCAACAUAUUGUGUAAGGAAAAUGGAUUCUUUUGAUACACCCUGGUGGUUAAAAGAAGAAAAAGCUUCAUGUGUAAGUGAUGAGUCAAAUUUAAGUUCAAACAAUGUUGAGUGUACAAACAGUGAUCACUCUAUAACAAAAAAUCCAGAAAUUACUCUUUCUUACGGAGUCAGAAAAAUGGAUUCAUUCGAUAGUCCAUGGUGGCUAUCGAGAGAUGAGACUAAACAAAUAAAUUCAUCAAGUGAUAUUUCAAAUAAAAAUCAACGUAUUGAAUAUGAAGAAAAAGAUCAAAGCAAAGAAAAUCCAAAUGAAUUAUUUCCAAUUAAUUCUGAAAAUGAAGUUAAUAUGAAUUUUAUUGAAAAUCAGAGGUGGUUAGAACCUGGCACAGGAUCUCAAUUGGAAACCGAUAUGAUUGAAAUUAAUAUAAAUUCAAAUUUUAACCAAGUCGAUAAUAAUUAUUUAAAUUCGAAAAAAUUAGAGCCUUGGGACAAUAACUAUCCAUCAGUUAGGAAAAUGGAUUCGUCUGAAUCUCAAUGGUGGACAGAAGACCAAAAAAAUACAGAUACAAGAAGUACAAGUAUUUCGAUUGAUUGGUCACGAGAUGACCCAGAAUCGUCAAACCAAAUAAAAAGUAAUUUGACAGAUAGUCCUCUGGAAAAUAUUCCCAACAUUCGAAAAAUUGAUUCAUUUGAUAGCCCGUCUUGGUUAGCAAGCGAAGAAUCGGAAUCUCAAAGUCAUGAGCCUAAGAAUACUAGUAGUGGUGAUAUAAUAAGUUCAAGUUCAAAGCGAGUAGAUGAAUUAGUUGAUAGUAGUCCCGAUUGGUGGGGAGAAAAAAAUGAAAGUGAUGAUUUUGUUAGAACCAAAAGGACUUCCUUACGAAUAAAAAAAAUUGAGAAUGUCAUUAAUGAGACUGCAGAGGAACUAAAUGUUAGUUCUUUUGGAGCUCAUGCUCCAAAAGAACCAAAUUUACAACAUGAGUUGGAUCAAUUAAUGUUGUUUAUUGGAGGUUGUCGAAAUAUUGACGAACUACUCGGUAACGAAGAACCGCCACCUGCAGCACCAACAACACCACCAGAUACUGACUCAGAUGAUUGUGUGGAAGUUGGAGUUGAUCAAGUUCAUAUUCAUGAUAGCACUGCACAAAUGUCGACUAUACAAAAUAAACUUACAACGCUGGACGACGCCGCCCUGCAGCUGUACAAGGACGGCGACUUCGGAUCGUACCUGGACAUGGAGGCGUCCAUUUCCGAACAGCCGGAGGAGUUCGAAGGAUUUCAAAACGAUAAAAGAAAUUCGAUUGUCUUGCGCACGCAGUUGUCAGUCAAAGUACAUACAAUAAUUGACAAAUUGAUGAACUCUGAAGGUAAGGAGCUCCGUAGAUGUUUGUUCGCGCUCAAGCACAUAUUUCAGGAGGAUAAGGAUUUGGUUCACGAGUUUAUUCAGAAUGACGGGCUAAGGUGUCUCAUCAAGUUGGGAUCGGAUGUCGACCAAAAUUACCAAAAUUAUAUAUUAAGAGCUCUCGGUCAAGUGAUGUUGUACGUGGAUGGUAUGAAUGGUGUUAUCGAAGAUAACCCUACCAUUCAAUGGUUGUACUCGUUACUAACAUCCAGAUUUCGAUUGGUUGUUAAAACUGCGUUAAAACUGUUGCUAGUCUUUAUAGAAUACGUCGAAUCCAAUUGUUUGAUUUUUAUUCAAGCUGUUCAUGCAGUGCAUCAAUCUAAUGGCACGCCACUGUGGAGUAAUGUUAUGAAAUUGCUCACUGAACCCGACAUGGUUGACACGGAACUGUUAGUUUAUGCUAUGACGUUAAUAAAUAAAACAUUGAACGGUAUACCAGAUCAAGAUACGUAUUACGAUCAAGUUGAUGCUAUUGAAGAACAAGGAAUAGAACAAGUCGUACAAAAAUACAUGUCUAAGCCAGGAACUGAACUCGAUCUUCUCAGACAACUUCAGAUAUAUGAAGUUGUUCUGCAACACGAAGAUGGAGAUAACAAAUCUACUCCAAUCAGAGUAGACCAUUCAAUCAGGAAAACAUUAAGAAACAGAAAAUCCUUGAAUUCUUCAUUAGAUUCUGUAGAUAGAAGAAAAUCUAGAAGACACUCGGCUGGUAACCCAUCUGUUCAGAUGCCUUUACUUAUGGAAAGACUUGAUAUAAAUUCACCUCAACCAAAGCUAAAUAAAUUACCUCAUCCAGGUGAGGACGCUGGAGUGACCCCUGGCUUAAAACGAAGAAGGGAACGUGCUCAAAGACAACGGAGCUUGCUCCGCGAACAGUAUAAGAACAAUAUAGCUCGACCCGAUUGGUCUAGUACUGAUGAUCAAGGUGAAAGUUCCGAAGGGCAAAAUGGAUUGCAUCCAUUUAACUUGUCAUUUUGUAACGGAGACUCGGAAGUUCAAAGGGAAAGCUCAGUAAAAGAUUUAACCCAGAAAUUAACAAGUCUACGCAGUCCAGAUGAAUCACCUACCAAACUUGCUCCACCUUUAGAUGAUAUGAGAGGAAUAAUUUCAAAAGCAAUGGAAGGACUUGCUAAAUCUCAAUCUAAAAAUGAAGUAGUGAAAAGUCCAACUUCGGAUUCAGCUAUAGAUAUAUUAUCAAGAAAAACUGAAACUGAUUUACAAUGGGAGAGAUUAGUAAGCGAGUGCGAUCGUUCUCUUCAGUUGUGCGAUUUAGACUUUUCUACUUUACACUCUGAUGACGAUUCUGAUGUGUUGGCAUGUUCUUCAUUACUUGGAGGAGUUCCUCCUCCGCCGCCACCUUGCCCUAUGUUACCACCCAUGCAACAACAUGUGGCAAAGAAAACCAAAAAGACUGUAAAACUAUUUUGGAAGGAAGUUAGAGAUGAUCCAAUGGCUAGAGUUAAAUUGAACUCUGAACGAUUAUUAUGGGAAGAAUUAAGUCCUGUCGAAGUCGAUACCCAUAAACUUGAACACUUAUUUGAAUCUCGAGCAAAAGAUUUUAUUACCAAGAAACAGCAAGAAAUGAAUAAAACUAAAGAAGUAAUUGUAUUAGAUCCAAAGCGAUCCAAUGCAAUUAAUAUCGGCAUGACCAAGUUACCUCCGCCACGGUCCAUCAAAGCGGCCAUAUUGAAAAUGGAUCCUACUGUCAUUAAUAGAGAGGGAAUUGAGAAACUUAUGACAAUGCUACCUAGCGAAGAAGAGCGUACAAAAAUUCAAGAGGCACAAUCUGCGUGCCCAGAUCUGCCUUUGGGCAGUGCUGAACAGUUCCUAUUAACAUUAGCGUCGAUAUCUGAACUACCGGCUAGACUGAAACUCUGGUCUUUUAAACUGGAUUACGAAAAUGUUGAAAAAGAAAUUGCUGAACCACUCAUGGACUUAAUGCAAGGAAUAGAAAUAUUAAAAACCAAUCGCACAUUUAAAGCAAUACUAGGCACAUUACUCUCAGUGGGAAUAUUUUUAAAUGGCGCCGAGGUCAAGGGGUUUCAAAUAGAGUAUUUGGCUAAAGUACCAGAAGUCAAAGAUACUGUACAUAAACAUUCUCUUCUUCAUCAUUUGUGUCAUAUCGUUAUGGAUAAGUUCCCCGAGUCCACGGAUUUAUACUCUGAAAUCGGUGCUAUUACACGUGCAUCCAGAGUAGAUUUCGGAGAAAUAUCUGCGACGUUAACUAAAGUCGAACAAGAGUGCAGAGCGUCUUUCGAUCAUUUAAAGACAAUCAGCAAACACGACGGUGCAACUGCUAUUAAAUCCAAGAUGUCAGAAUUUUUAGCAGACUGUGCAGAACGCAUUGUAGUUCUUGGUAAAGUCCACCGACGCGUAAUGAAUCGUUUCAAUAAAUUUUGUCUUUGGCUCGGUAUUCCUUUGCACAAAGUUCAACUCACUAAGCCCAAUGAAUUGUGUCGUAUCGUUUCCGAGUUUUCGUUAGAGUAUCGUACCACUCGCGAGCGCGUCAUCCAACAGCUUCAUAAAAAGGCUAGUCAUCGAGAGCGGAAUAAAACACGAGGUAAAAUGAUUACCGAAGUGGGGAAAAUAGACAACGAAGACGCCGAUACAGAACUCAGGCAACUGUUGGACAAAGACCCGUCGCACAACAGAAUGUUCUCGUGGAGAAACCAGUGUAGAAAUUCUAUAGGAAAUACAAAUGGUGUUCACUUAAGUAACGAUGACGAUGAGUUGAUUGAAAGCUUAGUGAAAACUGUCACUGCUACGCCUGGGGCGAACACGAGAACGGCUCAACGGGAACGUAAGAGAACUAAAGACGCUCAUAGAAAAUCACUGAGGCGUACGUUGCGUAACGGUCUGAGCGACGAAGACAAAAAACAUUUGGCGUCCUUCAUAAAGGGCUACUGAACUGUGAUAUUCAUGACGUCAAAUUUUAUGACUGAUAAUAAUAUUUAGAUGUUUCUUAAUUAUUUUCCUAUUUCAUUAUUUUUACAUUUAUUUAACACUCAAUAGUUGUAACAAAUUACUUUUUAUUUGUUUUCUUCUUCUUCUAUGUGUAUUUACUCAUAUUCUAAAAUACGUGUACCAUAAUUCAACUAAAAUUACGGCAUUUAUCAAACAGAAAAAAAGAACAUUAAAUUAUGUAAGCAUUUAUUAAAUAG